AUGGAUCAAUGGCUGAGUCGAGCUGGUUCAUCCAGAAACAACAGCACAGGUGAUACUGCUGAAUCAGGAGAACCCGUUCUCAAGAAAAUGAAAACAGAGAAGGUGAAGAAUCCGUCUGGUACGUUCGCUUUGCAGUUGGACGAAUCAACGGAUGUCAGUGGGGAAGCACAACUGAUUGCGUUUGUGCGUUACAAAGACACUUUGGAGAUGAACGAGCACAUUCUGUUUUGCAAGAAACUCACGGGGAGAACUACCGGACAGGACCUGGAUUGGAAAUCCUGCUCUCAUGUGUGCACAGACGGCGCUGCGGCGAUGACCGGCAGAGUAAAUGGAUUAAUGGCCCACAUAAAAAAGGUAAACCCUGACGUUACAUGGACGCACUGCAUGAUUCACCGAGAAGCAUUAGCUAGCAAGAGAAUGAGUCCAGAGUUAAAUGAUGUUUUGAAUGAUGCCGUAAAAUUGAUCAACUUCAUACAGUCCAGGCCUUUGAAUCAUAGACUGUUUCAGUCACUUUGUGAAGACGGUGGGUCAGAACAUAAACAGCUCCUGCUUCACACUGACGUCCGCUGGUUAUCCCGAGGGAAGACGUUACAGCGGCUGUUCGAGCUACGCAAUGAAGUGAGGGCAUUUCUGUCGGAGCACACACACCCACUUGUGGCUAUGUUCGACGACGCUGACUGGGUAGCUCGGCUGGGAUACCUCUCUGAUAUUUUCAGCAAACUCAACCAGCUGAAUCUCUCUCUUCAAGGUAAAGACACAAAUGUUCUUAGCUUGUAUGACAAAGUGUGUGGAUUCAUGGAGAAGCUC
This is a messenger RNA of Gymnodraco acuticeps, 807 nucleotides long. Its product is annotated as zinc finger BED domain-containing protein 5-like. The record is from RefSeq and is a predicted model, not a curated record. The transcript is spliced from 3 exons. NCBI's taxonomy places the organism in Eukaryota, Metazoa, Chordata, Actinopteri, Perciformes, Bathydraconidae. The annotation marks the transcript as partial.